AUACAGUAUAUAGACGGCAUACCUGUGUAUACCUGCAUACCUGAGCCAACCUGACUAUGCAUUGCACUCAUUAUAUAUACAUAUAAUAGACAAACAUUUAGGAGUUCAACACAACAGCACUAAAAAAGGAUUGGCCGAUAAAUCGGACACUUAUUGUGAUCCGCGAUGGCCUCAUCACCAGCACACCAGACACCGACCUAUUCGGUCGAACAUUUGGCCACUUUCUCGACGACAUCACCUCAACAACAACAGACAACACCGAAGAUGGCAUUACAGCGAUUGUUUGCAAUGGAGAAGACCUCAGGAAUUUGGACGCAGAGAAUGGCAUUACAAUUGAAGGGCAAUCAUAUGUGGAUAUUGGAUGGCGAGUCCAAUGAUGUUGUCGAACGGUUUCCCGUUUCACUCAUACAAAGUCCAACCCCUUUCAACGAUCACAACCAUAUUUAUAACAAUAUCCUUAUAUUUACCGUACAAUUACCUAAUGAAAAUCAAGGCGAAUUGCAUAUAUUUCAAUGUGUUUCACACAAUGCCAUACAAAUUGUUGAAGACAUCCAACAAUGGAUGAGACAUUAUGGAGCUAACAAUCAUAACGAAUCCUCAGCACAGCCUAAUGUCAGUGUCAAAGAGACUGUUAAUGUAUUCAACAAAAUCGCUGCACAACGAGAAAUAAAACCAUCCUCACCUACCGGUGAUGGCCAGACACGGCUUAUUGCCAAUUAUGAGCCCGACUCCCGAUCCAUAACAACCACCAGUUCUAUAGAUUCUAGCCAUCAUAAUGGUACCAACAGAACCGGUAGCCACGAUCAGUCGUUAAAUAACGAAAGAUAUGUUUCAAUACUUAAUCAUUGUUUUGAUGACAUCGAGAGAUUUAUUAUUCGUUUACAACACGCGGCCGCAGCGCUCCGGGAGCUGCAGCUCCGUAAUCAUAGGAGACAAGGUAAAGGUGCCGCACAUGCGGGAGAUGGACUGUUGGCUAUGAGAGCCCGCGGGCCAAAUGAAAGUGAAUUUUUUGAAAUUUUAAGCAAAUUUAAAUUGGCUUUCAAUCUAUUAGCCAAACUUAAAGGUUGUAUUCACGACCCAAAUGCACCCGAAUUGGUUCACUUUCUGUUUACUCCGUUGGCGAUUAUCAUUGAAGCGGCGAGAAGUAAUGAGCCACCAAUUGAUCCGUCCAUUGUUGGAGUACCGUUUCUUAACUACGAAGCCAUUGAUUUACUUUCAAACUGUUGCACCAGCAAAGAGUUUGAUUUAUGGCAAUCAUUGGGUCCAAAUUGGGUUCAACCUAUUAAACAUAAUACAAGACAUAGCUCCUCCUAUCAACCAGUCUUUACCGAUGGUUGGGCUCCUAACAUAACAGAGCCUGAAUUAAUAGGCAUUGCAUCCGAAUCAGAACAGGAGGACGACUCGAUUCAAUUACAUAGAGAUGAAUCUAAUUUCAGAAACAGAAGAGAUGUCAAUUCAAGAGAAUAUCAAAGGGGACCGCAAUUUGAUGACAGCGAUAUUGACGACAAUAUUAUUGAUGGCAGACAUAUUCAACAUAGAAUAUCGCCAUCGACCUCAUCGCACGCAACACGUGUUGUUCGUGGCAAUACACCUCCUUCUCCUAUUGACUCCAUUGAACGCGAUUCACCUACAGUUCAGGUCAAUGAAUUAGAUCAGUCCGAGUGGUUGGCAGAGUUGACCGCCAGGAAUGCCAAAAUAGUUCGGGUACUGUUCCCCCGCACCGCCAACAAUGAUAAAGAACUGACUGUCAUUAGGGGAGAAAUAUUAGAGAUAUUAGAUGACUCAAGGAAGUGGUGGAAAGCUCGUAAUUGGAGGGGACAGGUAGCACAUGUACCCCAUACUAUUGUAAGCGAAAUUCCCAUACAUAUGACCAAUGGAAGAGACCGACAUUUAGGCAGUUCCUCACCAAAUGAUGAUUGGGUUCGACGUGAAAGACAAGUAAACGAAAGUCGUCAACAAAACGGUAUACAAGAAGUGCACAAACAUAACCACAUUAAUCAAACGAGGUCACCGGAUAAUGAGUCACCACUUGAUGAACAAAACCAAUUAAUUUUAGACAACAAUCAAUUUAAAAGCAAAGUUGAAUUAAAUAGACAAUUGAAUGAAUCGUUCAAAAAUAUAUCGGUUAAUAAACAAAACGGUUUUCCUAAACGAGUCGAAAGUCUAGACUCGGAUCGGGUGAGUGUCCAGAGUCAGGUCAGUACGAUUAGCUUUCAGGACGAACUGUCCGCUACAUUAACUCGAAGGAAAAAUGGCACCAAAAACACAAUUAUUACUUCAGAUGAACCUAAAAGAAAUAGCACUGAAAAAAGCAGUGAAUUGACAACAAAUGAGAGCAAAGAGCUGACACUUCCAACACUUAUUGAACACUUGCACCGCAAGAACUUUCAUCCGAGACUUAUAUCAAAACUUACCGAAUACUCGCGCAACUGUCCAAAUGCUGUCCACUUCUUCAUUACGGCCACUAAACAACAACUUCGAGAUAUAAUACCCACUGAUGUUGCGGAUGAUAUGGCUGUACAGAGACUUCACAGCAAUCUAUUAAUCGUUAAAAAUUUGCACUCUUACGCUCCAAUUAAUGCUGAAUUGAAUAGCAAACUAAAGGAAAGGUUGACUUUAUACGAUCCCCAACCGGUCACUGAAAAUUGACCACAAAGUGCCACAAUUUUUCAUCUUAUAUUACAAUAAUACAGU
Molecule: messenger RNA, 2694 nt
Organism: Oppia nitens
Lineage: Eukaryota; Metazoa; Arthropoda; Arachnida; Sarcoptiformes; Oppiidae
Product: epidermal growth factor receptor kinase substrate 8-like protein 1
Exons: 19
Coding region: 166-2649 (827 amino acids)
Biological process (GO): regulation of Rho protein signal transduction; Rho protein signal transduction
Cellular component (GO): plasma membrane
Molecular function (GO): actin binding
Source: RefSeq, a predicted model, not a curated record